Xenia sp. Carnegie-2017 is the source of this 1678-nucleotide messenger RNA. Its product is annotated as pituitary homeobox 1-like. The transcript is spliced from 3 exons. Gene Ontology annotation, cellular component: nucleus. Bases 393 to 1304 code for a protein of 303 amino acids. The record is from RefSeq and is a predicted model, not a curated record. Gene Ontology annotation, molecular function: RNA polymerase II cis-regulatory region sequence-specific DNA binding; DNA-binding transcription factor activity, RNA polymerase II-specific. Lineage: Eukaryota; Metazoa; Cnidaria; Anthozoa; Malacalcyonacea; Xeniidae. Gene Ontology annotation, biological process: regulation of transcription by RNA polymerase II; anatomical structure morphogenesis.
UACGAAUAAUAAUAUAUGAAAUCGGAAGUUCAGCCCAACCAAAUAUUGAAUAGAAUCUAUCUCAGUGCGGUAGCUUGUACAUUGGCAUUUCCAAUUAUUUUGUAAAUAUUAACUAGUAAUUAAAAGUGAUGCGAGUCUAUUUGCAAAAAUGCUCUGCUCUGAUUGGUUUACAAUCACUACCAUUCAAAAUCUACAAUGCGAAAGGCGUGUUCAUGACUACCCCAUUCGGGCGACAGCUCUCUCUCAGUCCCUAGCAGAAAGCUACUUGCAGAGUACGUAAACCAGCAGCAUUAUAUAACAAAGGCUAUAAAUCCCUUCUUUCUACUCGAAACAGAGGAAGUGUAUUAAGAACAUAGCAUAAGCACCAAGAAGUCCUGUUGCUCAAAAUCGAGAUGCAUUCCGCUGCUAUUCCUACAGAAAGCAAAGAAAUUGACCCAAACAAUAAUAAUGUUAGUGACAAAACUGAUGAACUUGAUGCUGGCGUGGUGGAAAAAAAACUGGAUAACGAUGAGCAAUCUAUUGAAAGCCCAGGAAGCGCGUCCUCAGGUGAAAAUAAUGACGAUGCCAAGAAGCAAAAAAAGCCGAGACGACAACGAACCCAUUUCACCUCUUAUCAACUACAAGAACUGGAAGCAUUCUUCUCAAGAAACCGCUAUCCUGAUAUUUCUAUGAGAGAGGAAAUCGCGAUGUGGACGACUUUGACUGAAGCUCGAGUCAGGGUUUGGUUCAAAAACAGACGUGCAAAAUGGCGCAAGAAAGAGAGAAACAAUCAGACUACCGUAGUAAGUUUAGGUCCUGAAAACAGAGGAAGUUUAUUUCCCAGUGUGCCUUUCGGCUAUGACAACGGUGCAAUUCCUACAGAGGAUCCGUUUUACUAUUCCAAUUAUGGCUGGAAUAAGGCCUCCCCUAACAGCUUUGGAUCGUUAAAUCAGACAGCUAGUGGGUACAGUUCGAACUUCUCAUCUAUAAGCCAGCCGCAUGCAGGAACACACACAAAUCCACCAGGCUACAAUACAUCAUCAAUGUGUUUUACUGCAUCGCCAGAAAAUAGUUUUAUCGGUUUAACUAAUCAGCAAAAUAAUGUACCAAUAUAUCAACAAUCAUAUGGCUACCAGAAUCAGUACAACACAACGCUACCAAACAUGUACAAGCAUCCUAGUUCUUUUGUUGGCUCCACUCAACAAUCGUUUAGUCCUACCAACAUUAUGAAUACAAGUGUAACAGAAACUGGUCAAAGUGUCUCUCGUUACAACGCUACAUGCUUGUACAGUAUUGACAGCAGAUCGGGUUUGGGAUCAAUAUAGAUACAGUCAUGAUGACAGUUUGAGUGUCAAACCGGUUACGUGAAAUGUAUAAGUAUGACUGGAGUCUCUGAAGUUAUACUACGGAGUUUAAAUGCGUGUUUUAUAAUUGUGUAGUUACCGAGGCUGUCGAGCUUAGUGUCUAGUGUCUUCAGUUUUCUAUCAACUUUUUAAAAGUAUAAUGAAUCAUUUGCAGUCAGGAUCUUUAAUAAUUCAAACAUGAAUGCAACAUUCUAUAUGCUACAGUGUAAAUAAUGUAUAUAAAACUAAGUGUGACCUCUUUUUACAUGAUGUUUACAUUAUUGAUGUUUGUAUUGUUUCAUUUAUUUUUCCACAAUCCACAAAUAUAUUUCAGCUGUUGAUGUUGUUAUUGCAAA